Bombyx mandarina (wild silkworm) is the source of this 2706-nucleotide messenger RNA. It is a transcript of the gene btz, whose product is annotated as CASC3 exon junction complex subunit. Gene Ontology annotation, biological process: mRNA processing. Gene Ontology annotation, molecular function: mRNA binding. Lineage: Eukaryota; Metazoa; Arthropoda; Insecta; Lepidoptera; Bombycidae. Gene Ontology annotation, cellular component: exon-exon junction complex. The record is from RefSeq and is a predicted model, not a curated record.
GAUCCCCGUGCUUGUUUUGACGUUCUUUUAUUGCAUUUUAAUUAAUAACUAGUGGGGGUUUUACCGUCGCUACUGUAAACUACUGAGCGCGUUUGCCGCUUCGUUUUAAUUAAUUGUAUUAUUUUAAGCCGCCAAUCUGGAAGUUAUACAAGUGACACGGGAGGACGCCGAAAUGACGUCCGUGGUACGAAGACGGGAGCACGACGAUUCGGGAGAAUAUUCAGAUGCUUCUCAGGACAUCGAACACAAUAACUCGUUGAACGAAGGGCCGCCCGAGUCCGAUUAUGACUCGCAGGGUAGCGAUUCUGACCACUCUGAACGGGAUCCAGAGGCACAGGAAGGUGAACGCAGAGUUGAUGAUGAUGAAGAUAGGAGCAAUCCUCAGUAUAUCCCCAAGAGAGGAACAUUCUACGAGCAUGAUGACCGAACCGCAGCCAGCGGCGAGGAAUCUGUCAACACGACAUCCGAAACGGCUUCAGAGAAAAAGGAGGGCUCCGAGACGACGACCGAACGACGCCGCCCUCCGCGAAAAUCUGACAUUGUCAAUAAAUGGACACAUGAUAAAUACAACGAGAAUGAACAGAUGCCGAAAUCACGUGACGAGCUGGUAGCGAUUUACGGGUACGACAUACGCAACGAAGAUGCCCCUCCUCACGCGAGACGCAACAGAAGAUAUGGGUUUCGACAUUGGCGUCGUGGACCCAACAAGUACACACGUACCUGGGAAGACGAGGAGGCGUACCGAAGACAGAACGCGUUGCCGCUGAGAAAACCACCGAACCCCGAGGACUUCCCUGAACUUGAAGCUAGCGCUAAGAAACCAGGGAGGAAGGUUCGCGCCCCCCGGCCCCGCUCCAAGUCGCAGCCGGCGGCGGGCGAGUCCCCGGAGCGCGCCGCCCAGCUCCGCCGGAACGCCUCCAUCAAAACCGCGAAGCCCAAGCCGCCGUUCACAAAGACGACGCCCCCGAAGAACCUGAAGCCGCAGGACAAGAAAUUACCGGCGCUCGAAACUUUGACAAUCACCGCCCCGGCGAACAAUAACAAUAGCAACAAUAACAGCCAAGGUCAGUCGCAGCGGAAGGUGAGCGCUAUGGUGGCGCAGCAGCGGCCAGUGCCCACGGACAUCAACAAGAAGAAGCCGCUUCCCGGCCAGAACCAGCAGCCCUCGAGUCCAGCCCCCAACAAGUCGCCGCCCCUGCAAGGCUCCCAAACGAAACUACAGAACCAGACGUCUCACCCUCACCCGCAACAGACCACUGGUGCCGAGCCCCGCGGCGGCAGCAAGCGCUACAGCAGCUUGAGGCAGCGCCCCCUGGCGGAGCCCUACACGCCUCAACCGCAGCCGCAGACACAGCCGCAGACCCCCGCUCAGACCUCAAGCCCGGGGGCAGCGCAGACCCAGCAGCCGCACAGAUAUGCCGGCCAAAGCGAGUUCACCGCCGGCCCGGCCGCGCCCGCGCCGCACGCGCCGCACCUCGCGCACCAGGUGCGGUGCACCCCGAACGCGCCGGCCCCCGGACACACGCCGCCGCCUCUCCAGGCUCUGCCACAACAACAACAACAACAGCAGGUCAGACUGGGGAUCAUUGAUCAGCCGCAACAAGUCGUGUCACAUCCCCACCAUCCUAUACACAACAUACAGCCGCAGCCUCAUACGAUAAAUCAAUUACCACCCGCCCAGGGAUACGCGCCCCCCGCCAUGAUGCCCGCGCAGUACAUGCAGCAGAGCGGCGCGGCGCCCGUGUUCGGCGGCGGGCUGUUCCCGCAGGGCGCGGCGCCCCCCUACCCGCUCUACCCGCACCACAACUACGCGACCCAAACCGGUGGGGUGACGUAUUACAACUGCGCGGAGCAGGACCAACAGCCGCGCGCCCAGCGGCGCCCUACGGCGGCCAUACCCAUCGUCAAGCCGCACGCCUCAGAAAGAGCUGCGAAUUCAACCGAGAAAGACAACAUAGAUCGUAUCGUCGAGAAUAUGUUCGUGAGGAAGCCCUGGCCCGCGACGCACGGAGCCGAUAAAGAGAAAUCAUCGGAGGCCCGGAGUUCGCAAGAGUCCGGCAGCAAGGAGUCCUCGCAGCCCGACAGCCUUACGUCCAGCUCCAUCUCAACGGACUCUAGACCUUCGGACGCCAAGGAAGAGAAAGAGAAGGACAGCCGAGAGAACGAGACGGAACAACCGCCCGAGGCCUGACCGGCGCCGCGCUCACAGAACUGAUCGCUUGUGUUGUGUUCGCAAACUAAACUAGGCAGAUUGUCUCCUCUGUGUACAUAUUAGUCGGUUAAUCUGUGUUGUCUUUUGAAAAACGAAAAAAAAAACUUGUUUAUCUCACACCGAGUUGCGAGAAUGAGGUUAGUUAAUUAACGUAUUAUCCAAUGAUUUUUGAAAAUCUUUUGGCCUGAAACGAUCAGUAACAAUGAGCUGUGGAGGAUCACCAAGCAAACACCAGAGAUCCUUAUGCAGAAGUGCCAUUGGAUUGGUCACACUUUAAGUUCACUCACCCAUCCAAGAGAGUACUGACCUGGAAAGUAUCUGGCAAAUAUAAUAUAAAAUAAAGAGAAGCCUUUCCAGAACAACUUGACGUCGCUCAGUAGAGCAGGAGCUGGACGUUUUGGGCGUGACGUGGAAGGAUCUGGAACAGACUGCCCAAGAUCGAUGCAAAUGGAAGAAUUUGAUUCGAGCUCUACAUCUCAGCAGAGGGUAACAGG